Messenger RNA from Telopea speciosissima, 556 nucleotides. Its product is annotated as DNA replication complex GINS protein PSF3-like. NCBI's taxonomy places the organism in Eukaryota, Viridiplantae, Streptophyta, Magnoliopsida, Proteales, Proteaceae. The transcript is spliced from 5 exons. Gene Ontology annotation, cellular component: GINS complex. The record is from RefSeq and is a predicted model, not a curated record. Gene Ontology annotation, biological process: mitotic DNA replication initiation. Bases 225 to 539 code for a protein of 104 amino acids.
GAUUGUUUCGAAGGUAACAAGACAAUUGCAACGAUCAGCUGAAGCCAGAAGUUCUGGAUAAUCACGAUUAGAAAGGCAUGCUUGUGCAAGAAAGAAAUUGGAGUUCUAUUUGUUUUACAGGUUUCCAUAGUUUGGAGAAGAUAGAUGUUUCAAUUAUGCUUUGAUAGGUUUACUUAGCCAAACAAAAGGAACAAGCAAGAGUAAUUGUCUGCUUUUGUUUAAUAAUGGCUCAUUAUUAUAACAUUGACGACAUUAUCAUGGAGGAGGAGAUCAUCUCAGUUGUUUUCCAAGUGGCUGCUAAUGGAGUUGGACUCCUUGAUCCUAGUGCAAAAACUAACAGUGUUGAACAAGGUUCAAAGGUAGAGCUACCUUUCUGGCUAGCCCAAGAGUUGCACCUUAGACAGGCAGUUGCUAUGAAUGUGCUUGCUUGUUUCAAUCAAAAAACAAGGAAGGAAGUCCAGGCAGAUGCUGCAUGUGUUGAUCUCAGGAAUAAGUGCCCUUACUUCUAUGAAUUAGGAUGCAAGAUUGCACCCCUGUAAGUUCCCUUCCCUCAGAA